AUGGAUCCUAAUAAUGAAUACUACAAUCGGUGGCUUGCCGGCCAGCAAUCAAGCAAUAGGCGCUUCUUGCCCGUCGCUGGGACAUUUACAGAUGGCCAGCCAAAUUCGGCUAGACCACCGCCGUUCAGCAACAGACAUGUAUAUCCAGGACACCUUCCGCAUAGCCAGCAGUUUGUUCAGCCCAGCCAAUUGUUCCAGCAGCCUCAACCGCGUCCAAGUCAUAUUCCCCAACCGCCAUUGAUUCCUCUCAGCGCGGUGGAGGAGCUACAAUCGCCCAACAAUCCCCUCACUACAGGUGGCUUCCAAGAUCCUUUCAAUCGUGCAUAUGCAACAGAGGGCCCCGCAGUCUUUGAAGGUUUCAUCCCAGCACCUGGGCACGAGGAUGACGAGGAAUACACUAAUCUUACCAAUGGCGAGCGGGACCAACUCCGUUCAGACCGAGGUUUUGAGAGCUCAGACGAAGAGGAUGAGAUGGACCGUAUGCUUCGCGAGGCCGAGGAGGAGGAAGAGCUCCGCAGAAUCGAAGAAAGAGACGAUUCAGAAGUCGACGCUGACUAUUCAUCCGAGGAUGCACAGCAUGAUGAAGGCGACCCAGAGGAAAUGGAACUUCUUGAAGAAUUCGAAGACGAAGAAGAACGCGUCACGUACAAGAAGAACAAAACUGCAAACCGAGGCAUGUCAAGUACCAGAGGCCAGACAAGCACUAGGGGAACCUCCAGCGCCCUAGGCAUACGUGGCCGCAAACGAGGGAGGCCCCCAGGUCGAGGUAGAGGCGGAUAUCAUGGCUCUGCUUCGACUCGUGGAAGAAGAAGCGGGAAACGUGGCAGGCCGUCAGGCCCACGAGGACCUCGCCGUGUGGCUGACCCUGGUCAGGAGUUCAAAGAACUACAGAAGCAGGCAAACGAGAGAUUCAUUGCAAAGGACUACGAAGCGGCACUAGGCUACGCACAGAAAGCAAUCCAGCUCAACCCGGAAAUCUUUGACGCCUACAAUAUUGCUUCGGAGAUAUAUGCCGCCAUGGGUGAAGAGGAGAGUUCUAUUGCAGCCUUGAUUGCCGGCGCACCAACCAAGCGUGAUGCUGGGUUAUGGCAGUUCAUUAUCGAACGGAUUAACAAACUAGAUCCUGAACAUUAUCCUGGCUACAGUGAAACGGCCAAGAGUACGGCAAUCCUGGCAUGCCUGAACCAAAUCAUCCUUCUAAAUGACAACUAUGAAGCACGCAGUCAUAAGCUUGAAAUUGAAGCACAAUUGGGACAUGCAUCCCGAUGCAUGGUGCUUGGUCUCAAGAUGCUGAAAACGCGGAAAGAGCAGGGUGAAGAUCCUGAUGUAGAAGUUUUGAAGAUCAUGGCCAUGAUGGGCACGUCGUCUCCUCGACAAACGAGAAUGCAUCUCCACAAGCUCAUAACAAGUUUCGAGGAGGCCAUCAAGAUCUUCACUGAUGUCAGCCGGGAUGUAGAAGAUAACGAACUAGACUGGGAAAUGAUCAAUAUUUACCUGGACCUCCUAGACAGAAAAGGUGAUUGUAGCAAAGGUAUAGAACAACUGAGGAAACUAGCCCGAUGGAAACAGGGAAGGCGGGAAGAAACGUACUGGGACGAUCAAAAGGACGACCGCGAGUUUGACGUCGAAGAUGAACCACGACGAGUUGCUGUACCCCAGUUCCAGCGCAAGUCGCAGGAUGCCAAAUAUGGCCAGACGCUACCGCUUGAGAUUAGGACCAAACUGGGUAUAUUUCGAUUGCGUCACAGUCCUGAUGACUUUGCAGAGGCUAUGCGCCAUUUGGAAAUGCUUGAACCUGACCAGCAUGGUCCAGAAGCUCUAGUAUGGGACUACGAAGAUCUCUUUCGUAUCAUCGCGGAUGCCCUGCAUGCGACGGGUCACGAUAACAAUGCUCUGCGCUUCUACACUCCACUAUACGCCAAAAAGUCGUCGGAACUUAGCUUGAUGAGCUACAUUGGCCUCCACACUUGCUUCAAGAACCAAGGGCAGGACGAAAAGGCAGCUGAGAUCAUUCCGAUUUUACAAAAGUGGCCCGCUGAGACGUAUGACGAACUUGCCGUUCUAGCCAAGUUUUUCGAGGACCAGGGGCUGUGGCAAGACGCCAUGCAGCGUGCGGAAACUAUCUAUCGCGACAAGUAUGGUCACAAGCUUAGGAGACUUGGCUUCAAAGCUUACGAUGAGCUAAGAGUUUACUACUACAAUCAGAGAAGACAGGCUCGGGGUCACUAUGGGUCCAAGAAGAGGACAGUAAGAAGAAACCGUAAAAUGAUGAAGAAGGCUACAGCCCAAGAGGACGAUGCAGACUCUGCACUUGAGGCUGGAGACAAGGAACGUCCGUCACUCGGCCCAUUGACCGAACGUCCUAAGACAGGGCUCUUCCGAAUCAAGAGGCCGAAGCCUCUCAAGACACAGACUUUUCUGCCUGUCGAAGCCAUCACUGAACCAGACCCUGAGACAGAACCAAAACGUGCCACAUUGGAGGGCACAGACGUUCCGUUACGUUCCAUUGAUCAUAGGUUUUUUCGCAGGAAACUCGAAAGACUUGCUGCAGACUUCGCCGACGAUCUCACUGCGGCUCGGAAUCAGCACCGAGAGAUUCUGUCUAGUUUUGAACGCCUCGAAAAACUGGCCGAAGCUGCAGAAGACGGUGAUGAAGAGGCGGUGAAUGAAAGCAUAUCCAUCACUCGCGAGCUCAUUGAAGAAUUUUCGACCUUUGACCUCUUCUAUUUCAACAGGAAGGAAGAUUUCACAACCUACUUCCGCCGUGUUGGCAGCGGUGACAUUUGGAAAGAGUCCGCUCUCAUGGUCCUCGCCGUUGUAGCAAAUAACGUCGAAGAUGGCGAGACAGACCCAGAACUGAAAGAAAAGCCCGACACACCACCCCAAGAGUUCUGGGGUAUCCACUUUGACCGCUGGUGUGAUGCCUUUGGUCGCUACGCCCUCUUACUCGCACGUCAAGGCGACGACGAGCAAUGCUUUGCCGCACUCGACAUCGUCAUCCAAGCCAACGUCUUCCACCGCUGCCAAAAAUACCACCAACAACUCCAACUCACCCGUCUCGCCUGCGCGCUCGCCGCCGACCACUCCAAGCAAGCCUCGACAGCCGUCCGCUGGCUCCUCAAAGAACACCCCUUUGGCACCGACCUCCUCCGCCUCUACAGCGCCGCCAACCGCCUCUGCUCCUUCCCCGAAGGCUUCGCCACCGGCCCCGCCCACAAGGCCUUUAUGCGCUACGUCAAAACCAUGGACUACGCCAGUCUCACGCCCGAAGCACGCAUCUGGUACAAUUUCCGCAACACGGAGCAAAGCACAGGCGGCUUCCACAACGGCAUCAACAUUGAAGACGUCGACCACGUCCACGGCCUCGACCCCGUCCUCCUCGCCCUCUACGCCCACAUCCUCAUGUGCGGCGGCUCCUACAUGGCCGCUCUAAACUACUACUUUCGCGCCUACGCCCUCUCCCCAGAGGAUCCAAUGAUCCAUCUCGCCAUCGGCACCGCAUACAUCCAACACGCAAUGAAACGACUCUCCGAAAACAGACAGUUUCAAAUUCAACAAGGUCUCGCCUUUGUCUACCGCUACUACGAAUUACGUACCCGUGACGACGUCGCCGUGCUGCGCCAGGAGGCAGAGUUCAACGUCGCCCGUGUCUGGCAUGCGCUUGGGCUGGUGGCGUUGGCGCUGCCGGCGUAUGAGCGCUGUGUGGAGUUGAGUGCGAGGGUGAGGGAGGAGGCGGGGACGGCGGGCGCGGGUGCGGAGGAUUUUGCAAAGGAGGCGGCGUUUGCGAUGCAGAGUAUAUAUGCGAUUGGGGGGGAUGUGGAGGCGGCGAGGAAGAUUACGGAGGAGGUUUUGGUUGUUGAGUGA
Messenger RNA from Plenodomus lingam JN3, 3864 nucleotides. RefSeq lists its product as uncharacterized. Lineage: Eukaryota; Fungi; Ascomycota; Dothideomycetes; Pleosporales; Leptosphaeriaceae. Gene Ontology annotation, biological process: transcription by RNA polymerase III. Gene Ontology annotation, molecular function: protein binding. The record is from RefSeq and is a predicted model, not a curated record. Gene Ontology annotation, cellular component: transcription factor TFIIIC complex.